GCCGCCGAGCCGAGCGCGGUCCCGGCGCGUCCCCCCUCCCCGCGGCUGCAGGCGGGGCGGCUCCGCGGGGAGCAUCCCUGCGGCUCGGCUGCGAGGGGCUGCUGCAGCUUUAAAAGCAGGCGGAAAAAACCCCACAACCUUGUAUUAGAGAGCUGCUUUCUCCUCUUGGGGAGGUUUAUUGGAGAGGGUUUGGGGUUUUUUUUUUGGAGGUGGGGGAGCAUCACCAAAAAGCGGCACAACAAGUGGAGGCUGCGGGCGGGUCGUCCGCGGGGGAGAAACUGCAGGAAGCCAACCCCGUCCUCCCAUCGCUGCGAACAGGCUGGCUGCGAGGAUUACUGAACGUUGAUUUACAAAUCUCCUGCCAAAAGCUGGGCUUGGGAAGACCGGGCAUCGCGCUUAUCCCUUCAUUCUGUCUCACACAUAAACACAUCGCCUUCUUUUUUGUUGGUUUGGUUGCUUUUUUUUUUCCUUCUUGAAAAAAAAAAAAAAAGACUCUCGCUUGUUGCCUUUUUUUUGCAAAUUCCUGGGUGCGAAACAGUGUCUGUGGCUGUGCAGAGGCUUCAGCUGCCUCCUCUGCUCACUCCCGGGCGCUCUUGUGGCACCCGAAAAGAAGGGGAGAAAAAUAACUCGUCAACCUGUGGUGCUGAGCGCCCGCACACACCUGCAGAUGGACAUCAGGCGGCGUAGACCCCUCCUCAGGACUGCUGUCACCAGACCCUUACGCUAGCAGGAACAGCGUUGCUAUUUCUCUGCCUGGGAACAGUUAAGUGCUUCUUCUGCAUGACCAUAACCAAAGGGUGACCCAUCCACUCCCUUAUGUCCUAUGGGGACCUCAGAGCCAGUUUCUCAGUCUUCAUCUCCUCCUCCUCCUCCUCUUGCCACUGCUGCUGACGCCCUGGGUGCUGCUCCCAGGUUUGAGACAUUGUUGACAGGCUGAAGAAAGGAUUUGCAAAGACCUCCUCACUGUGUAAAUAAAGUGAUGGCUGGAAUUAACUUCAACUCCCUAAAUAAUGAUAUUAAACUAUAAGAUUGCUAGGCCAAAGCAUUACCCGGAACAAAUUGUGAGGAAAGAGACUAUUUGGAUUUGGUGGCAAUGAUGAACUAAAAGCAUUGGUGGAGAACAGGUACCCUUUGAUUUGCAUAUUUGUUUUCCUCACGAAUGCAGUCUUCGUGGCCUGCAAGGUAGUCAUGAUUCUGAUCAGAUCUGUGAUAGCCACAGGAGAUAAAUGAAAAUAAAGGAGCGUGGUGGAUGAAAGAACAAGGCCUCAGCUGUUCCCUGGCUCAAUCUGAGAGCUUCAUCUUUUCUUACUAGCAAAGCAGUAGCUUGUGUCAAACCUUCCGGACAGUAAGAAAAUGCAGACCUGUGGUUUUCUAAAACAUAGAUUAAGUGUUACAACUAUGUCACCCUGCUCUGUGUCCAAGGCACUGUCCUCCAAACGCAGAUGGCUUUGAACUUUCUACAGUGAAAGUUAAGGCUGCACUGUAAAUAAAACCUUUUUGCAUUAAGCGAUAGGAAAAAAAAAAAGCCCUUGCAAAGAUGGAGGUUGCGAUGGUGAGUGCCGAUAGCUCUGGGUGCAACAGCCACAUGCCGUAUGGAUAUGCGGUCCAAGCUCGGGCCCGAGAGAGAGAGCGGCUGGCACAGUCGAGAGCCGCAGCGGCUGCGGCUGUAGCAGCAGCAACAGCAGCAGUGGAAGGUGGGGCAACAGGUGGAGGUGGCCCAUAUCACCACUACCAUCAAGAACAGAGUCGAGGUGCAUCCUCCUCUCAUGGUGGGACUGCGUCACGCAGCGGCACGUCCCACCGCCAGAGCGGUAAGAAGCGGAAGAAAGGGAAAAAGACGUGCCACCGCUUGGGAAGUAGGGAGUGUGGGGCUUCCUUCCCCUGUUCUGAGCUGCUGCCUCUCAGUGGUUCUGAAGAGAGAAUUCUGAAGGACUUGAGUGAGGAGGAAGAGGAGGAUGAAGACGAGGAUGAAGAUGAUGAGGAAGAAGGAAAGCUCUACUACAGUGAUGACUAUGGGGAGGAUGAGUUUUCAUACUCGGACCAGCCACCUGAUGAUGGUGGAGGCCCUGGGGGUUACAGCUCUGUUCGCUACAGCGAGUACGAGUGUUGUGAGCGUGUGGUAAUCAACGUGUCAGGACUGCGAUUUGAGACCCAACUGAAGACAUUAGCGCAGUUCCCAGAGACGCUACUGGGUGAUCCAGCAAAGCGAGGCAGAUACUUUGACCCUCUGAGGAAUGAAUACUUCUUUGAUAGGAACCGACCCAGCUUUGAUGCCAUCCUGUACUACUACCAGAGUGGUGGUCGGCUGAAGAGGCCAGUCAAUGUACCCUUUGACAUCUUCACUGAGGAGGUGAAAUUCUACCAGCUUGGGGACGAGGCCAUGCUCAAGUUUAGGGAGGAUGAAGGGUUUGUCAAAGAGGAAGAGGAGAAAGCUUUGCCAGAGAAUGAGUUUAAGAAGCAGGUUUGGCUGCUGUUUGAGUACCCGGAAAGCUCCAGUCCAGCCAGAGGCAUUGCUAUUGUCUCUGUCUUGGUCAUCCUGAUCUCAAUUGUCAUCUUUUGUCUCGAGACUUUGCCAGAGUUCAGAGAUGACAAAGAAUUUGUAAUGUCCCUGAGCUUAGGGAAGAGUCUUUCCAAUGAGUCACUUCACCUGGAUGCUGGGGAGCACACCAUCUUCAAUGACCCUUUUUUCAUUGUAGAGACAGUAUGCAUCAUUUGGUUCUCCUUUGAGUUUACAGUGCGCUGCUUUGCAUGUCCAAGCAAAGCACAAUUCUUCAAGAACAUCAUGAACAUCAUAGACAUUGUCUCCAUUUUGCCUUACUUCAUUACUCUGGGCACUGACUUGGCACAGGAGCAGGGCAGUAAUGGUCAACAGGCCAUGUCUUUUGCCAUCCUGAGGAUCAUCCGUCUGGUCAGAGUGUUUCGCAUCUUCAAGCUCUCCAGGCACUCCAAGGGUUUGCAGAUCCUGGGUCAUACACUGAGAGCCAGCAUGAGGGAACUUGGUCUCCUCAUCUUUUUUCUUUUUAUUGGAGUCAUUUUGUUUUCCAGUGCUGUUUACUUCGCAGAAGCUGAUGAACCCGCCACCCAUUUUCAAAGCAUCCCAGAUGCCUUUUGGUGGGCUGUAGUGACCAUGACUACAGUUGGUUAUGGGGAUAUGAAACCCAUAACUGUGGGUGGGAAAAUAGUUGGGUCCCUGUGUGCCAUUGCAGGAGUGUUAACCAUUGCUUUACCAGUGCCAGUGAUUGUCUCCAAUUUUAACUAUUUCUACCACAGAGAGACUGAGAAUGAAGAACAAACGCAGCUGAUGCAAAAUGCAGUCAGUUGCCCUUACCUCCCAACAAAUUUACUGAAGAAAUUUAGAAGCUCAUCAUCUUCAUCCACGGAGGAUAAAUCAGAGUAUUUGGAGAUGGAAGAAGGAGUUAAAGAGUCUCUUUGUGUAAAGGAGAAAAAAAGUCAGGACACGGGGAAUAGUAGUGAGUCAGAGAAGAAGAACUGUGUAAAUUCAAAUUCUGUGGAAACUGAUGUGUAAUUUUGAACAUUUCCAAAUAUAUUUAUGCAUUAAAGAGUGCAGUAAAAAUAAUGAAAUAUGCAAACAAGAGUCCACAGCAUACAGUAGUAUGCCAUUUAAUGGUUAACUACAAAUAAAAAGCAUUGAUAAACUUGUAUUACAUAUCAAGUAAAUGGUAUAACUUGAGGAAAGGGUUGAUAGAUCUGAUAUAAUUUCAGACUUUAUAUUUUUAUUAGAAUGCAAGUGUUUUUGCACAUGAGGCUGAAAACUUUAUGGAAAACAAGUCAGUUUUAAAGUGGGUGCAUGAACUGUCGACAUCACUAAUAACAGCUCUGUGGUAAAAGUUGGCAUUCAGAGGUAUUUACUAUGUAAGAAGCAAUGAAGUUUGUUAGUCAUUUAUCUAUUUAUCAGUGCUUUAAUAGCAGCUACCAUGAAUCAUUGGAUACCAUAGUCUUUGUUUUUCAAAUGGUAAACUUAUUGUAAAAAGAUAUUCUACAGAAGAUAAAUCUAAAUUUUUUUUCUUGAACUCUAUACUGCUUGUUUUUAACUGGAAAUUUAAUUUGAAAAGGCUGCUGAACCUCCAGAAAUUGUUUAUUUUUAUAACUCUCUUUGGAGGCAUUGCAACAUUUGUUGUCUAAUAAUGAAAGAAAUGAAGUAAGAGAAUCAUUUAACCUGGUCUGACUGCAGAGGCAAAAUGACUGGAAUGCUUUUUUGCACUACUUUAUAUGCUGGAGAUAUAUUGAAAGAGACUUCAUACUGUGAAUGUUUACUAAUGUAAUAGUUCAAUGACAAUCAUUGGAAGAGUGAAUUCUGCAUCAUAUUUUAUUGUUUCUCUUUUCUUUGUGAUGCUGAUGGCGAAACAGCUAACGUUACAUUAAUUCCAUACUAUUUUUAAUUAUGAAUAUCUGUGAUCUGGAAAAGGAUUGUGAAGUAAAAUUUUAUAAUCAAAAUUAUUUGAAAUCAGUGUUUUCUACUGAUGCCCUCAAGAAAUACCAACCUAAUUUAUGUCUUUUCCGUGGUUAAUUUAACAUUCAGAGUCUAUGAUUAGUACAUGCGCUUUGUCGGUAUUGAAGAAAUUCACUGUAUGGGAGGAGAAGGCAGAAGUAAUAAGAUAUUCAGUUGUUACAGUACUGACAACUGAGAAUUGCUAACUUUUAACAUGCUAUUAUUGGUGCUGCAUUUUCCCUUAAUUACAGCUUUCACCCAUGUGUAUUUGAAGCAACAUUUGAGAUCCAAAAUAGGCAUUCUGGGAUUCAAAAUGAACAUGUUGGGUCCCAUGCAGUCCUUAAGAAAACAUUCCAUGAUUUCUUUUCACUGAUUCUUAGGCCAGCUGUAUUUUACUGUGUCAAAAACUUCCAUUGCCCUUCCUAAGAGACCAAGGUAGGUAAAAAUUAUUUGGCCUACAAUACAUUCCAGACUCCAGAAUGAAAUAGGUAAGAUAUUGCUGCAAAUAACAUAAAUAACAGAUGCAGAAUAGGCAUUUUUUUCAGACUUACAGUUACCUAGGGAAGGUGCAAUUAAACUGGAACUGUUUUUGAAGAGGCACUGUGGAGCAUUCCAGAUUAUAAAACUUGAACCAAAUUGGCAUAUGCACUUUACAGGCUGGGACAAGACACUGUGAGAGAAAAAGAAGCUUACUGACACUACUGAAUUACAGUAGUUCUGCAAUAUUCAGUUAAAGCUAAGUAGAGGAUUUUUGCGGGAAGGAAGAGGGUGGGAGAGGAGAACUAGUUAGUGGCUGAUGUAUAUAGUUCUGGAGCUGAAAAGUGACAAUAAAAGCAGUCCAGACUGGGCAUCCUCAAUAUUAUGCAGAAUGCAUCACAUAAGCGUUGUUUACUGUAUGCAGCAUUCGGUGGUAUUGAACAAAUUUUUUCUUUAAUGUUUGGGUUUUGCCUUCAUGGAUUUUCUGUGAAUCACCUCGUGAAAAGGUUUCUCUACUUACCUUCUUUUUCACUGCAGAAGAACUAAUAAAAAACAAGAUACAGACAAAAGGCUGCGAUGUGCUGAGCCCUGGUUCGAAACUUGAGUUUAAAUGUCCAAUUCCUAGGUUAAAACCAUAGAGCAGGCUUUGCUACGUUUUUGAUGUGUAGCAUUAAACAAAACUCCUUUUUAGUGUUGUGAUACUAACUCCUACUGUAUUCUGAAUGAAAGAACUCACUCAUUUUAUACACAGAUGUUUGCCAAAACUGAAUAUUGCAUUUUAUUGUAGCGCACCUGCGUUAAUUAAAUACUUUUCUCUACAGGGGCAAUAUCAGAAGUGAGGAUGAACAUUCUGUAAAGUCCAGCAAAAAAAUCUAUAACUGAAAGUAUUUUUUUUUUUAUCAACUAGGAGUUAAUGAUAUAAAGAGCAUAAAGAUUCUUUGGCUUUGUUAUCCAAGGCCACUUGGAUAACAAACACACUAUCGAGUGCUACAGCAUUGCGCUCCGGCUCUAUCUGCCUCUCGACUGCCUUUUCUUUAAAAUUAUUGCCUUUUAAACAAAGGUAAUGCUCUACAACUCAAACUCUUUCAUUCUGAAUUGGUUUUAUUACUUUAAUUACUGGAACUCUGUUAUCUAACAGCAGGACAAGAUCUGUUUGGAGAACAAUACACAGGCUGGAAAAGGGGGAUAGCAGGAACCUUAUAAAGUUUAAUGGAGAUAAGUGCGAGGUCUUGGACCGUGACAAGAAUGUAGAAGUACUAGCUAGAUAAAUAAAGAACUCAGAGAAAAUAAAUAUUGCAUAUUUGCAGUAUUGACUGGUUGAAGGGGAAGGUGGUUUAUAAGAGGUGGAAUUUUAGAUUUCUAAUGUAAAUCAGGAAAAAAAGCUCUUUGAAUAGUUCUUAGAAUACAUUCACGCUGUAGACAUGAAGCUCAGCAUGAGGUAACUCUUGAAGUAGUUACUCAGCUUCUCCAGCAAGUUGUUCACUUAUUCUGCUACCAGUACACAACCUUUUAAUUUAAAACAGUUUUGGCGAUGUCUGUAUUACGCUGUGAUCAUAGCAGUACCUUAUUCUAUGAAGAAAAAGGUCUUACUGUAGGAUCUCAUAGCCUUUGACAGAGCAAUAUUCUGGGCAUGUCAGCGCUUCACACUGCAGUACUGUGGCGGCGCAGUACGUUCUGGAAUGGAAGCCAAUACCUUUACUUGGGGUGGCUUAUAGCUUGGUUGUUCAACUACCCAUCGGUCCAGUCAGUUACAACACAGCUUAGAAAUGCCAAAGUCCUGCCCCUAACAUGCUAAAACCCAAAGAUACCAAGUGCUUAAAGAAACAGAUACUUCCAUUAAGUAUCACUUCCGUUAGAGUUGUGUGCUAGAGGAACUCUGUAUUUCAGCUGUUAUGUCUCAAAAUUGCUACUGCUGCUUCUGUCAAAGCUUUCUGAGUCUUACUGGACACUGACAACCCUUAGAAAAAUAAUUUUAUUGUCACUUGGGCAUUUUACAUUUUAAAUUAUAGUGGUGAAAUGCAUUCCUGAUGUAACUGAUGUGAAUGCACUAGGGAGCAUUUUAGUUCUACUAAUGUAGUUCAGAUACUUUCACAUUGACAUACAUUUCAGCUAAAAAUAAUGCAAAAUGAGAUAUUUUGAUAUCUGAAGUUCACUUGCAGUGGUGAAAAAAUUUGGAGGAGUUCCAUUAAAAUUCAUGGAAUCACAGCAACAUCAAAUCAAAUUUACUGUGUACUGGCACUUAUUUAAAGAAAUUCACGAGUCUUUUUAUAGUAACCUUAAGUGCCAAGGCCAGACUCAUGAAGAGAGAGUUUUGCCAGCUGAGGCAUUGGAUUUAAUGCCUGACUUCAGAGAUCCAUAUAUAUUAUAUAUAUAUUUAAUUACAAUUAUGGAGUUUUCUGAUAUUACAUUGAUUCCUUGAAAAUUUCAGCGUGGAUGCUGGAACUGUAUCAAGAGGAAGUUUUGUAUCACCUUGUUAGGGAGUUCUUGGUGAAGCUUUUUAGUGUUCAGUUAAGCUUUCUCAGAAUGAUUCCAAAAGAGGCCAAUUCCAUUUGAUGAAAAAUGUAAGCUUUUUGUUUGUAUUUGAAAGAAAAUUUUUCUGCUCACAUAGUUUUGUUGUGUAGAACCCAUUUCUGUGAUGUCCGUAUAGUGUGGAAUAAAUUUGGGAGAUCAAAGGAGUGAAAAAACCCACUGCUAUCAUGAUUCCAUCUAAUUCAUGACAACGACGUUCUUGGAGUUUGGUAGUAUUAACAGGCAUAAUGGACAUUAUGUGGUCAUAAAAAAUGGGAUUUGAGUGUGUUUUCAGUCAUUAAAACUAGUCAAAUAGCAUUGGAAUGUGAAAAUGAUUUUGCAUAAUACUGGUGUGCCAAUAGUUUGGGAGCGGGUGGUAACCUGGAAUAAAGGAUCAUUAUCUUGUAACUCCUGAUAUGGAAAGUUUCUCUCUAAUAUGCUUUCAGGUGCUGGAAGUCAUUUGACUUUGGAUAUGAAAAAAUAGUGCUGUUACCCAAGAAUAUGAAAUACUUCCUGUGCCUCUUUUGAUGAACGUAGGAUAAAUACACUAUGGAAAACCAGCAAAAUAUCAGAAAGUCUAUUCCAUGGGUAACUAGUUUCAGGAAAGUCUUUCCUGCAGAGGAUUGGAAAAUGAAAUGUUUUUUUCCGGUGAUCCCACACUCAUGAAAGUAAUUCUAAUUAUAAAUGAAUUUUUGGUAUAAGCUUUAUACUUUAUUGAUAGUCCUCAAAUUAAUUAUGAACUAUGGUGCUUCAGACUAUGUCACUAGCUUCCUCUAACUACUUGUUCCUUACUAGUUCCUUAUUGCUGCCUUUUGUCACUGUAUCCAGUUAUGAAAUUGGCCUGAGAUAGUAAUAAACAAAAGCAAGCAUUAAAAAAAAAUAUCUAUAAUGUCCAGCAUACAAUUUUUUUUGCCGUCAGGUAAACCAAAGUGACAUUCUGCAAUCUCUGUGGACGUGGGACGGGACGUGCAUUUUCCUUUCCCUAUAACUGAAUGAUUAAAUAUUUCUGAUUUUGCAUUGAAUAAGGUCUAGUUUAUAGAUCGACCAUAUCUACUGCAGCUCUGCUUGAAACAAAUGCUUGUAGAAAAAUUGGCAGUUUAAAAAAAAUGAACAUACCUUCAUUUCCACAGAGAUCAUCUAAUGUGGAAAAAGAUCGACAAAUUAAUUCUGGGUUAAAGUGCAUAAAUGUUUCAUACCUGGCAAGCA
Cuculus canorus (common cuckoo) is the source of this 8641-nucleotide messenger RNA. It is a transcript of the gene KCNA4, whose product is annotated as potassium voltage-gated channel subfamily A member 4. NCBI's taxonomy places the organism in Eukaryota, Metazoa, Chordata, Aves, Cuculiformes, Cuculidae. The coding region runs from base 1538 to 3526 and encodes 662 amino acids. Gene Ontology annotation, cellular component: membrane; voltage-gated potassium channel complex. The transcript has 2 exons. Gene Ontology annotation, biological process: protein homooligomerization; potassium ion transmembrane transport. The record is from RefSeq and is a predicted model, not a curated record. Gene Ontology annotation, molecular function: protein binding; delayed rectifier potassium channel activity; potassium ion binding.